UUGACCACGAUGAGGGGGCUGAUCGCACUCGCCGCGCUGUUCGUGGCCGUUCUCGGCAAGGAGACAUUCGAGGGGCAUCAGGUGCUUCGCAUCACUGCAAAGGAUGAAGUCCAGCUGUCUCUUAUCAAGGACCUGGAGGACUUGAUCGGCUUGGAGCUGGACUUCUGGAGGGGAGUGACUGAUGUGGCCAGUCCCGUGGAUGUCAGAGUUCCUUUCCACAGCCUGCAGUCCGUCAAAAUCUACCUGGAGACUCGGGACAUUGAGUACUCCAUCAUGAUCAAAGACCUGCAGGCGAUCCUGGAUGAAGAGCAGAAGGAGAUGGCGUCCGCUGCUCGCUUCGGCGAGCCCAGAAACACUGACAGCUACGACUACUCCAUCUACCACACCCUCAGCGAGAUCUACAGUUUCCAGGACAUGCUGGUGGCUGAGAAUCCCAACAUGGUCAGCAAGAUAGCGAUCGGUCAGAGCUACGAGGGUCGUCCCCUGAAUGUGCUCAAGUUCAGCACCGGUGGAACCAACCGUCCCGCCAUCUGGAUCGACACUGGAAUCCAUUCCAGAGAGUGGAUCACUCAGGCUAGUGGCACCUGGUUCGCCAAGAAGAUUGUGACUGAUUAUGGACGUGACCCAGCUCUCACUGCCAUCCUCGACAACAUGGACAUCUUCCUGGAGAUUGUGACCAACCCCGAUGGCUUCUACUACACCCACAACACUAACCGCAUGUGGCGUAAGACCAGGAAGCCCAACGCUGGCUCUAGCUGUGCUGGAGUGGAUCCCAACAGGAACUGGGAAGUUGGGUUUGGAGGAACUGGUGCGAGCAGCAGCCCCUGCUCAGAAACCUAUAGUGGACCCAGCGCUAACUCUGAGUCUGAGGUCAAGUCCAUCGUGGACUUUGUGAAGUCCCACGGUAACAUCAAGGCCUUUCUCUCCAUCCAUUCCUACUCCCAGAUGCUCCUGUACCCCUACGGCUACACCAGGACUCCAGCCAAGGACGAGGCCGAGCUGCAUGAACUUGCUAGGAAGGCUAUCACUGACCUGGCCUCCCUGUACGGUACUCGCUACAGAUACGGCAGCAUGUUCAACACUAUCUACCAAGCUAGCGGAACCACCAUUGACUGGACCUACGAACAGGGCAUCAAGUACUCCUACACCUUCGAGCUGAGGGACACCGGCGAUUACGGCUUCAUCCUGCCAGCCAAUCAGAUCAUCCCCACAGCAGAGGAGACUUGGCCGGCUCUGAUGGCUAUCAUGGAUCACACCUUCAAGAACCCCUACUAAUGUGUGUGUGGAGUGGAAAUCCCUGUAGACAG
Molecule: messenger RNA, 1307 nt
Organism: Chelmon rostratus (copperband butterflyfish)
Lineage: Eukaryota; Metazoa; Chordata; Actinopteri; Chaetodontiformes; Chaetodontidae
Product: carboxypeptidase A1-like
Exons: 11
Coding region: 10-1275 (421 amino acids)
Biological process (GO): proteolysis
Molecular function (GO): zinc ion binding; metallocarboxypeptidase activity
Source: RefSeq, a predicted model, not a curated record